CUACACAAGGAUCCAUGGUGAAAAAUGUUUCCCCUGUACAAAGGCAGUGACUCUCCUCUACUCCUGUGCUGUCUGCUCUCUCGUCUGUAUGUGUUAGAAACCCCACCUCCCCCAGUGCUUCUCUCCUCCCCUCCACUCCCCUCUCAGUCUCUGGCUGAGAAAUCCCAGGCUGCGUUUAAUUGCAGAGUGUAAAGGCUUUAGUUGGGCUAAUGAGCUCAGCACCGGAGCUGAGAUUCACUCACGCACUCUCUUACACACAAACCUGUAUGGAGCCGCUGUCUUUUACCGGAGGAGCCACACAAGGCAGUUGGAUUUCAGGUGGAGAGGAAAAAAGGAUUUCAGAAUUUCAGGUACAGCCGACUGUCUGAGAGAAUGUACCAGAGGCAAGAGACGGAGUAAGAGGUGGAGAAACAGAGGAGAGCGGGAGGGGAGGGGAGGAAACGGGAAAUACACAGCCAAGUGCUAGAGAGAGGGAGAGCGAGAGAGAAAGAGAAAGAGAGAGAGAGAGAGAGAGACGGGAAGCCUGCAAUAGCAAAUGAGACAGAACAACGAGGCGGGAGAGGUAGAGAGAGAGAGAGAGGGAGAAGGAGGGAGGUGGAGAGGGGCCCCAUGCAGGAGAGAGGGCUAGAGGGUGAGGAAGAAGGAGUAAGAAAAAGUUAGGAGAAGUAGGAAAAGGGGGUCCAGAGAAAGAAGAAAAGAAAGAAAGAGAGGGUGCAGAUAUUAAGAACUACAGGAGAGAAAAAAAGGGCAACAACGAGCAGGAAGGAAGGGGAGGGAGAAGUCUUGGGCACAAAAAAAAAAGAGAGCUGAGGAAAAGUUUUCUUGUGGGAAAGACGCAGAUGAAGAAAACAGAGUGAGUGAAUGACUGGGCUGGAGAGAGCAGGGAGGGGAGGAAACCAGUUGUUUUCUAAGGCGUUUUCCACACAAGCCUCUGGACUCCUUUGGACAUGUACACAGACAGCGCGCGGACAACGGGACACCACCGGUUUCUUCAACACAACAGCCCCUGCCACUGCCGUCACUGCACCCACUAUGAGCCACCAUACCCCCACCACAGCGGGCCAGGAUAUUGGCACGCACCAGCACAGGCAGACCACCCAUCAUUGGACUGCAGGAGAGACAUUCAGGCUCCUCGGCAUAAAGAUGUAGGAGGCAGAGCUUUCGGAGUGGACAGGACUGAGAGAGGCGGUCAUCGCAGCCCACAGAGGAGGCCUGUGUUUGCAGGGCCGGGCCCCUACAGCCAGCCAGACGACUUGAGCCAAAACUACCCCUGGGACUUGAACCCUGCCCAGUGGAACUGCCCGCUGGAGCCUGGGGUGAGACACUACCCGUCUGUCAGAGAACAGUGUGCCUGUGUGGUGUUGGGUGACGCAAGGGCACACCCCUUUAACACCAGGCCACAGCAGCCACUCCCACCCCCUCAGGUCAGAGGUCAGGGCCACACACACAGACGGGCUGUCAAGUAUGUCUUCGAAGAGGAGGUGGAAGGGGGCUCGGGAUGCACCCCCGAAUGCUAUCAUUUGCAGCCUCAUGCACUCGGUCCCCAGCCAGGGCAUUUGUACAUGCCCAAUGGCCACUGUGGACCGAGGCCUGUGUGCUUUGAGGGAGGGGAGGAAAGAGAUAGCCAUCAAGACUGGAGCAGAUUGAAGGGUGGAUCAGAGGAUGGCUGUAAUGGACGUGGUGCCUCUCAAAAGGGUUUCUUCUCCACCGAAGUCCCACAAAAGCACUUGAACCAGAGCAGACGGAAGGGGCCCUGCGUCCCUCCUACUGGCACCUCGAGCCAAGAGCCCUUGAAAACUCCAGUCAACAACCACCAUGAGCACCAGGGUUCGGACAUAGCCAAGCAGAAGGGGAAACAGGAUUCGGUCCGGGAUCAAAUCCGACAAGUGGUCACCGAUCUGGAAGAUGUGCUGGGGGGUCUGAAGCAGGUUCACGUGGAGAUGAAAGAGGUGGUUGAGCAGAUUGAUCGUCUCACAGCCAACAUUGACCUUGGCGAGGGAGGAUCCAGUAAUGUUCGCAGCUCAUCUCACCCUGGAGACCUCAGUUUGGCCGUGGUGCCCAAUCAUAAGCCCAGUCCAGUCCAGGUAUCGCAGCACAUAGACGAGGACCACAUCAUCCUACGAACUCACUCUCCCUCCCCUGUCCAUACAGCAUCGGUUGUCAAAACCAGUCGCGUCACCCCACCCAGCCACGGUAAAGACAUCAACCACGACCGACCCGGCAUAAACGGCCACCCGCCUCACAUGUGCCCCCCCAGGGACUCCAACCACGUUGGCCAAACCCAUCCAGAGCCCCCCCCACGGAGUCUAGACCCCAAGAUCAUCAUUGGGAACAGUACCAGCAGUUCAAGAACUCAGAAGCCUCCACCGUACCCCCAAAACGGGAGGUGUGUGAAGGGCUCGUACCCGCCUCCCAACCCCGUAAGAACUCCUGCCUGCCCUGGGAGAGGCCGACAGAGCACCAGCAUGGUGUGAAGGAGGGGGUGGUCUGCCCCAGUGCCAUGGGGGCCUGAAACAUGAGACCCUGCAGAGCGUGGAGGUCAGAGAGGGACCGGGCAGGGGAACAACUCAUGCAGGAGCUGAUGCCACUGAGACAAGCUGUCAACUGGUGGAGACAGAGCUCGGCCUGAAGGUGGGGAUAUUUCCAAGGGAAAACUCCCCCAAGAGUCAAGCCUUUAUUAUGCAAGCAUGUGAUGGACAGAAGUGAGGCGGGAGUACACAUGGAGCAGCACUCAAACUUUCCCAGUCCAACCCCUCGAAGGAGUCGUACUUGUGCUGCUACUGGAGAUGUAAUAGCAAAUUAUGAGGGGGGAGACAUGGACUCUCAUCCAGUAAACACAAAGAGAAACAAAAAAAUGUGUCUUUUCAUGAUUAUUAAUUUAUUUUUUUGUUUUUAUUGAAGAGAAAAACAAAAUAUUUUCAUACAGGUUACAGAGGUCUAAUACUACCUAAUAUAAUGUAUGCAAUGACGUAUUGUUAAGAUUUUCAUAACCUUACAAAGGUGGAUUAACUAUUCCACAAAAAUAUGGUUAAAGUUGGUUUUCUCAUUGGUUACAUUACCAAAGAACAACCAAAGAGAAGGAGACAAAGAAGUCGCGAAUGAACCGGUAAGAAUACAUUGCAAAGCAAUGGCUUGUUCUGUUCUUGUCUCAGUGAUCUCAUUCUACAGGAGUUGCAUUGACCGCUGAAUGUUCCACAUUUGUUCAUGGAAUAAAGGAAACGAUGACAACGUUU
Messenger RNA from Myripristis murdjan (pinecone soldierfish), 3233 nucleotides. RefSeq lists its product as uncharacterized. Gene Ontology annotation, biological process: positive regulation of translation; positive regulation of cell size. The coding region runs from base 948 to 2474 and encodes 508 amino acids. The transcript has 3 exons. The record is from RefSeq and is a predicted model, not a curated record. NCBI's taxonomy places the organism in Eukaryota, Metazoa, Chordata, Actinopteri, Holocentriformes, Holocentridae.